Molecule: messenger RNA, 1161 nt
Organism: Peronospora matthiolae
Lineage: Eukaryota; Oomycota; Peronosporomycetes; Peronosporales; Peronosporaceae
Source: the annotation of a GenBank genome assembly
AUGGGUAUCGCUGUCAGUGGAGUCGUCUUCUUCACAUCGCUAGUGAUCACGGGAUGGACGGCUUUGUUCAUGGUCUUGACCCCGUUCUUCCUAUUGGUGACAAUACCGUUACCCGAGUUUAUACCGAUCAAACGCUUCUACCGUCACGUCACUCGCUUCAUCCAAUGGGCGUGGAUGGGUCAAGUGGUUUUGCUGCUUGAGAAAUUAUUCGGUCUUCAGGUACGGGUCUAUGGAGAUGCCGAGACUAAAGCUCAUGAAAGUGACAUGUCACAAGACCGGGCGAUGUGGAUAUCAAACCACCGGACGCGUAUUGACUGGAUGCUUCUGUGGAGCGUGGCAUGGCGGACGUGCACAUUGCAUCAAUUGCGGAUUGUGUUGAAGGCCCCGCUACGCAAAAUCCCCAUCUUUGGCUGGGCCAUGCAGCAUUUCAUCUUUAUUUUCCUCCAACGCCGAUGGGAGGAUGAUGUGGUGCAUCUGCAAAAGUUGCUGCCGUUCCUCACUUCGGCUGAACCUGGGGCUUCGUACCUGCUCUUUCCUGAGGGCACCGAUCUCAGUGCGAGCAAUGUGAAAAAGAGCAACUCUUUUGCUGACAAGAACGGUCUCCCGCGCCGUCAAUUCUCGUUGUAUCCGCGCACGACAGGCUGGACAUUCAUGUUCCCAUUGCUCUGCUCCCAACUUACCGCUGUAUUCGAUAUCACCAUGUUCUACAUGGACUAUGCUACGAACGAACGCCCGUCAGAGCAGUCGCUACUUUCUGGUCGUGUGCUACGGAUGAUCUACUUCUAUAUCGAGCGGAUCGACAUCUCGGCGGUACGCGGCAAAAGUGAGAGUGAACUUGCAGCAUGGCUGGAAACCCGUUUCGAGCGUAAGGAGGCUCUGCUCAAGACAUUCUAUGAGUCGGAUGGCAAGCUUCCAAGUGGAGCUGAACCUCUUUUCGAGGAGAGUCAGGGGCCUGCCACGACUGUGUUAGUGACGUUCUGGGUUGGGUUGAUCGGUACUGCCACACUAUGCUGCCUGGCCAACAAGCUGUUCGCAUUUGUAGCUGCCGGGUUGGUAGUUGCUGGAUAUCUCGUCAUCAGUACUUUCGGCCCGGGCAUUGAUGGGUAUCUAGUGGAAAACUGUAAGCCGAAGGACUUCCUGGGCUCAACCAAGAUCUGCUGA